AUGGAUCGAUCAAAUUUUUACAAUAUAACCCAUUUAAGCGUAUCUUUUUUCUUUAUUUUCACUUCUUAUUCUGUUGCACAAACAUUUCAAACAUCAUCUGAUUAUGCUAAAAGUGGUGCCUUUGCAAUAGGCAUUAUUUAUUUACUAAUCUGCGUUAGUAAUGCGGGUUUGUCAGCAUAUAUAAUAAGAUUAUUAGGUGUACGAUUAACAUUAAUUCUUUCGAGUAUAACAUAUGCAUUAUUUAUUGCUUGUAAUAUACGAUAUAAUAUUUGGUCAUUAUACAUAUGUGCAUUUUUACUUGGUUUUGGAGCAGCCCUACUAUGGACAGCUCAAGGUGUCUACGUUACAAUAUCUACAAAUAAACACGAGCAAAUAAAUAAUUUAGUACAAUCAUCAACACGAGGUUUUAUGAAUGGUAUGUUUUUUGGUGUAUUGCAAUUGAAUCAAAUAGUUGGAAAUUUGAUUGCUUCAUUUUUAUUUCGUUUGAAGUUUGACCAAUGGAUUCUGUUUACAAUAAUGACAGUUAUUAGUGGAUUAGGAACAAUUAGUUUAUUAUUUGUACGACCGAUAGAAUUACCAAAAACAACAGAAAAACAAUCAAUUCUAUCUAGUUUAUCAAUAAUUCGCGAUCCUCGUUUUGCUUUACUCAUUCCAACAAUGUGCUAUAGUGGAUUAGCUCAAGGAUUUAUAUAUGCCACUGUACCUCCACUGAUUUUUGAUAAAAGCCAAAAAUUUCUUGUGUUUGCUAUACUCGGCGGUGUUAAUGCUCUUAAUAGUCUCUUUUUUGGAAAAUUGAGUGAUUUAUUUCCUCGGCGUGUUUUCAUUUUUGCUUUUGGUGCAUUUGCUCAUUUAAUUAUUUUUGGACUUUUAUUACUACUAUGGAAACCACCAUUGGAUCAAAAUCGUAUUGAAAUAUUUAUUAUAUUGAUUAUUGGUCUAAGUAUAGGGGACACCAUAUAUACAACAUUAAUAUAUUCUGUCAUGGGUAUAUUUUAUGCAGAGACUCGACCAGCAGAUGCUUUUGCAUGUUUAAAGAUAUUUGUUGCAGGUGCUACAGCUAUCGGUUUUAUUGAGCAAGUCCUUCUUACAAUACCAAUGCAAAUAUUAUGUUUAAUUCUUUCUAUGCUAGUGUCUAUUAUGACGCUUAUUCAUGAACAUUAUUUUGUAGUAUCAAUAGAUACAGGCAAAUCAAGAAAGCCAAUCGAACAGAAAAAUAAAGAAGAAGUAGAAGUGGAAAUAGAAGAGCAAUUACUUUUAACGACAUUAUCAAUUAAAGCGUAA
Rotaria socialis is the source of this 1281-nucleotide messenger RNA. Lineage: Eukaryota; Metazoa; Rotifera; Eurotatoria; Philodinida; Philodinidae. The record is from the annotation of a GenBank genome assembly.